Mesitornis unicolor (brown roatelo) is the source of this 1737-nucleotide messenger RNA. Its product is annotated as indoleamine 2,3-dioxygenase 2-like. Lineage: Eukaryota; Metazoa; Chordata; Aves; Mesitornithiformes; Mesitornithidae. Gene Ontology annotation, biological process: 'de novo' NAD+ biosynthetic process from L-tryptophan. Gene Ontology annotation, molecular function: indoleamine 2,3-dioxygenase activity; metal ion binding; heme binding. The record is from RefSeq and is a predicted model, not a curated record. The annotation marks the transcript as partial. Gene Ontology annotation, cellular component: cytoplasm. The transcript has 18 exons.
GAUGCGGUGUCCUACGCCAUCACCGUAGAGGGGAGGCCGUACACCAUCCGCCUGCAGCUGCAAUUUCAGGACGAUUUCAGGAUUUACACGUACAGCAGGAAGGGCUCCUUGCACUCUACCCUGCCCCAUGUCGAGGGAGGCUGCCACUACCGGGGACACAUCGAAGGCUUCCCCGGCUCCGCAGUGACCCUCAGCGCCUGCGCGGGGCUCAGGGGUUUGCUGCAGUUCGAGAACGUCAGCUACGGCAUCGAGCCCCUGGGGUACUCCCCUGCCUUCGAGCACGUCGUGUAUCGCCUGAGCGACGGGAGCAUAUAUAGCUUUGUCAGUGGGGCCAAAGCCUUCAGCAGCUGCAGCGCCCGCGACUUCGAAGCCUUCCUGAAGCAGCGCCGGGACUGCCCCGUCCUUGCCCCCGCGCCCCGCGAGCCCUCGUACCGCAGGGGGCCCAUCUGUGGCAAUGGCGUGGUGGAGCGCAGCGAGCAGUGCGACCGCGGGGCGCCCGAGGUGGGCGCGGGGAGGGGUCUCGGGGCAGGCCUGCGCGUCAGACAAGUGCUGCGCUCCCCGCUGCAGGUUCAAGCCCGGGGUGCAGUGCUCCGAGGGACCGUGCUGUCACAACUGCAAGAGCUGACGGGCAGGGUGAGCUCCAGCCCCAAUUUAGAGACGCCCGAGGCUCCCCAAGGCACCUCCAGCACUCGCCCGGCCGUGCGACCAUUUGACGGGAUGGAGUUCGGGUUCCUCCUUCCCCAUCCUCUGAUGGAGCUGCCAGCGCCCUACGGUCCCUGGAUGGAGCUGGCCCGUGACCUGCCCCAGCUGAUCGCCGCCCACCAGCUCCGCACACGAGUGCACCAGAUGCCGCUGCUGAGCACCCAGCAUCUCCAUGGCCACGAGGAGCUGCACUUGGCGCAUCUGGUGCUCAGCUUCAUCACCAUGGGCUACGUCUGGCAGGAGGGCGAGCAGGGCGCAGCAGAGGUUCUGCCCCGAAAUCUCGCCAUCCCCUUCUGGGAGGUGUCGCAGGCCCUCGGCCUCCCCCCCAUCCUCACCCAUGCGGACCUGGUGUUGGCCAACUGGAAGAGGAAGGACCCCAGUGGGCCUCUGGAAAUUGAGAACCUGGACCCCAUCAUCUCACUGCCGGGGGGACAGAGCCUGCGAGGCUUCGUCCUCGUCACCCUCCUGGUUGAGAAAGCAGCGGUGCCUGGCAUCAAGGCAGUCGUUGACGCGGGCGGUGCCGUUGUGCGCCGGGACGAGGAGACCCUGCACAGGGCCCUGCGGGAGCUGGCGGAGGCCAUCGGGGACAUGAGCGGGGCGCUGAAGCGGAUGCAUGACUAUGUGGACCCAGCAGUGUUUUACACCGUGAUCCGGAUCUUUCUCUCUGGCUGGAAGGACAACCCCGCCGUGCGGGCCGGGCUGCGGUACGAGGGGGUGUCCGAGGAGCCCCUGGCGCUGUCGGGGGGCAGCGCGGCACAGAGCACCGUCCUGCACGCGUUCGACGAGCUCCUGGGGAUCCGGCACCGCCAGGAGAGCGCCGCCUUCCUGCUCAGGAUGAGGGACUACAUGCCCUGGCCCCACCGAGCCUUCGUGGAGGAGCUGCGCCGUGCCCCAUCCCUGAGGCACCACGUGCUCCGCUCCGGCGACGCGCGGCCUCCGUCCGCGCUGGAGGCCAAGGGGACCGGCGGGUCCCACAUCUUCGUCUUCCUCAAGAGCGUCAGGGACAGCACCAGGGACGCGAUGAUCAGUGCCUGA